Messenger RNA from Malus domestica (apple), 1152 nucleotides. RefSeq lists its product as uncharacterized. Lineage: Eukaryota; Viridiplantae; Streptophyta; Magnoliopsida; Rosales; Rosaceae. The record is from RefSeq and is a predicted model, not a curated record.
AUAAAAUUAUCUUCACUUUUCUAUAUAGAGGUAUGCUUACUCAACGGCCUCGAUUACUUGGGUCGAUAGUGUAAUUUUGGGUCCAAACAACAUGUUUCUCGGAUUUGAAACUCUCAUGUUCUCUGAAAUAUUGUAAUAGUCUCGAAACUUUCGCUUCCCCUCAAUAUUAAUAAAUUUAAAAAUAAAAACAUGAAAAAAAACAAGAGAAUGUUGCAAAUUGUUGAGGAUUUCAGCUAAUAAAAAGCGACAGGGACUCUGUGGUGAUUAGCCCAGUAAUACACAAACACAAAUGGAUAGGGUUCAAACGUGGGUUAAUUAAGUCAAAAUGAUACGUACAUAUUUGUGACGGGCCAGCAGUGGCACAGCAGCAACGUAAACGAGAAAGAAGCGUAAGAAGCAAGGACCUCUGGCUCUUAUUCGUUGUCACAUGCAUGGCAGAAACACACAGACAGAUCUUAAUGGGACGGCGGCAGUGAAUCCAAGUGACUUGUUUCCCCAACCCUCCGCCCCACAAACUCUCUUCUCUCUCUUUAUCUCGCUUCAACCAGUCAGUCAGUGGUUCCUUCCCAUCAAAGUCUUCUCGACAUAUAUAUAUAACCCCAAAUCCAAUCCUACCAUAAUUCUCACUGGAGCACUACUACUAUUAUUAUUACGUAUCUAUCAACUGAUUACUUCCUCGGUUUAUUGGGCACGCAAAAGAUCCUGCGAAAACUCUAGAUCAGUAGUAGAAAUACAAAGCGAGCUUAAGGAUGUUGGACUGGGGCCCGGUUUUCGUGGCGGUGGUGCUGUUCGUUUUGUUAUCUCCGGGCUUGCUGUUCCAGUUGCCCGGCCGCCAUGGCUUUGUGGAGUUUGGCAGCUUCCACACAAGCGGUGCAGCCAUCAUGAUUCACUCCCUCCUCUACUUUGGUCUCAUUUGUGUCUUUUUGUUGGCCAUCAAGGUUCAUUUUUACCUUGGUUAACUAAAAUUCUUAAGUUACUCCACCUCCUGUGUACCGAUCGAGGUAAAAAUGGACACAAUCUGAACAAUGUGAUCAACUUUUGUUUCAUCGAUAUUCUGUGUUACUUCAUGAAUUUGUAACAUUUCAACUACAAAUGUUUUGGGAUUUUUCAGCAAUAAUAUGUAAGUUUUUGGCGGCUUUGAUUAAUUGAUGA